This is a messenger RNA of Leptonychotes weddellii (Weddell seal), 583 nucleotides long. The record is from RefSeq and is a predicted model, not a curated record. NCBI's taxonomy places the organism in Eukaryota, Metazoa, Chordata, Mammalia, Carnivora, Phocidae.
UGAAUAUCAUGCACAGAGCCGGGCCAGGUCUUAGACUAAAGUGAAGGAGGAAGAUAAAGCAGGUCCUUGAGACUUCAGGAGAACCUGGGUGAGCCAGCACUACUCCACCUGGUAUAGGGAGGAAUGCAUGUGCCAUUCUUUCCUAUGGUUCAAUGUUCAUGUAUAUUUCUCUAAAGCAAAGACAUUGGAGUGGAAUUUGUACCCUGGAUUGAAAAUAUGGAAAGAGCUACCAGCAGUAAGGAAGACCCAGUCCCCAGCAUACAUGGGAUUAAAGAUAUUUAUGAGGGUGAAGACAAUGGCAAACAAAUCUCCCCCAAAUGCUGCUCCAGCAGAGAGUUUAUCUCCAUGGCAACCUCUGAGGAGCCUGAAGUUGCAGAAGAAAUGGAAAAGGAGAGCAGUGCUCUGAGUCUAUCCGGACUUUUCCAGUUGGACGACAGUUAUGAAACGUGUUCCUCCAAAUCUGUCCUGGAAACGGGAGAAAGCAUCCAGGGUAAGAAAGAAGGUGGCGACGAGGACCUGUGAGUGUGAAAGAGGAAAGAACAGUGAGCGAAUUGGUUAGUCAUUGCUCCCCUGACUCUCCUUG